Carassius auratus (goldfish) is the source of this 2070-nucleotide messenger RNA. RefSeq lists its product as uncharacterized. The record is from RefSeq and is a predicted model, not a curated record. NCBI's taxonomy places the organism in Eukaryota, Metazoa, Chordata, Actinopteri, Cypriniformes, Cyprinidae. The transcript is spliced from 6 exons. The annotation marks the transcript as partial.
UCUGAUCUUCAGGACUUUCUGGAACCAAUACAGUGUCGAAAACUUGUGAAAACAUUAAAACAAAGAGAAUCCAUCGGUCAAGUGGAUGGAACACCUAACGAGACGACGCUUACUCCGUUAUCACCAAACGAGUCCCUUCCUGAACGGCCCUUCAUUCCUUCAUUCAUCAAGUCCAACUGGCUCAGAAGUUUCCAGGUUCCCUGGAACCGCAUGCCAACAGCUCUCGCCCAGGCCACGUCCACUGGAGAGAGGGCUCGACCAGGACCGAGGAGGGAGUUUGUUAGGAUUGUGGUGGCAGCCAUGCAGGCCCACUGUCCAAACCCAAACUUAGCCGCUUGUGGGGAAGUGGCACGAAACAUUGUGUGUACAUAUCCCCUGACUUUCGGAGACAUUUCUGAGGAAGGAGAACAACUAGGAAAUGGCUUCAGUUGCUUACAAAGACAACUAAAAACUAGGGUAGAACAUGUGAAUAGAGAUGUUAUGGAACACAGGAUUCGUCGACCUAGAAGACCAUCAAUGAAAAGAGAUGGAGAACAGGAUAACUUAAUGAGGACAAAAGUCAGAUGUAAAGUGGACAGUUACGGAUGUAUUAAUUGGCAGCCAUCUUCCAUCCCAGAAGGAGAGUCGGCAGAAUCUCUUGAAAUGAAAAGGAAGGUUGUGGCAGAGAUUUUUCAGUCUGCAGGGCCAAAAGCUGCCGAGUUGCCCAAUGUAGAUGACUUAAUGCAGCAGACGUAUGUUUACCAGCGUCACAUGAUCAAUUCGUGCCCACCUCCUACCAUCAGUGAAAUUGAGGGGCAUUGGCCAUUCCUGUUCACCGAAAGAGGUCUCUGCAGGCACUUCAAAAUCCUGACCGGGAUUGACAUCAGAAGCCGCUUUAAUGAAACACUUUUUGAUAAAUCCAAGAGAAUACUGAACUACUUCAGCAGACAGAGACUGAAGUGGAACGGAGAGAUCCAGAGCAUGCUAAGUGAGAUCGACGAUGCCAAUGCAACAGAUAAUAACAAGAUUGCUAUGUCAGCCAUCCUGUUAAUGAUGAAAUACUUUAAGGAAAAGGACAACGCUGUGUUCAUCUUAGCAGAUGAAAACUCUACCAAGACGUCCAUCGAAAAUGAAAUGAGCUUACCAGCAACGCCCCGGCUCAUCAUGCUUGGUGAGACAUUGCUGACUUCGUCCAAGUGGUUUGUCAGUAUUGAGGGCAGAGUAACACACACUAUAGACGACCAGCUGGACUUUGCAGCGGCAUUGUCGGUUUUCUUUGGGUGCUUCUACGUUUUUAACAUAGAGUACGAGGAGUCAGCCAGCACCACCCUGGAGUUCAUUCAAAGGUUCUUCGUAAGGAUUAAUCCUGAGGGGACUAAAUGUACCUCAAAAUCAGGUACAAGCCGAAGGACGGGUUCAGCUGUCCAAAGGAAACCUCAGAACUUUAAUACCCGCGUUGCUACGUUCAUGCAGAGGCUUUCAGAAUUCGAGUGGAAAACAACAAGUUAAAAUUGACUUCAUCCUGACCCUGCUCUGUAUACUACUUCUACUACUAUUAUGAUGAGUUACUACUUAAAGGGAAACUCCACCCCAAAAUGAAAUUUUUAUCAUUAAUUACUUACCCCCAUGUUGUUCCAAACCCGUAAAACUUUGUCUUCAUAACACAAUUUUAAGAUGUUUUGGAUGAAAACCGGGAGGCUAGUGACUGUCCCAUUAACUGCCAAGUAAAUUAUAUUGUAAUGGUCCAGAAAAGUAUGGAAGACAUCGUCAGAUGGCAGAUGAACUAUUCUGACGAUGUCUUUCAUACUUUUUUGGACCUUGACAGUAUUACCUGGCAGUCUAUGGGACAGUCACAAGCCUCUCGGUUUUCAUCCAAAAUAUCUUAAAUUGUGUUCUGAAGACAAACAAAGUUUUACAAUUUUCAUUUUGGGGUGGAGUAUCCCAUGAAGUGACAAUUUUUCACAUUGUGAUACCUUCUUUUUUACUUUAUCACUUACACUGUUCUAUUUGAAUGUUGCUGGAAUGUUUAUACUAUAAAUAUUUUAUUACGUUCCUUUAAGUCAUUCAUGCAACAAUAAAAAAAAAAAUUAU